AUGUGCGGAAAAGGUGUUGAUAAAGUCAAACUAGACUUUAACUUUGAUGAGACUAUUACGGAAACCAUUGACAAGGCAAAAAGUGUUCAACAAUGGUUAGAGUUGGGGUGUAGUAAUUUCGAGCAAGUAGAAACAAUUGAUUUUAGUGAGGCAACCGAUGAUAUUAUAGAUUUAUAUUUAUACAAAUUGGGAAAACCAAUUGUACUAACAAAUGCCCUUCAUGCACUUGCUGAAGGUGCCAUGGAAAGGGACUUGUCUAUCUUAGAAACAGAUAAGAAAUCAUUUAUUGAUCAGUAUUUGAAAAAACAAAUGUCAUUGUUUCAUUUGAAUUAUUUGCGUGAUGUUUGUGGAUCAUACGAAACAUCACCUAGAGACAACAUGACAUUUGAUGAUGAAAGUAUGUCUCUUAAGGAAUAUAUAGACUUUGUACAAAGUGACAAGAAUAUCCGUGCUCCAGAUCGUAGAAUCUUAUAUGGAAAAGAUAUUAGAUGUCCUGACGAAUGGCAUGAAUAUUUAUUUAAAAAUCCAAGAUUUCCUGAAAGAUUCAAAUACAAAGGUGGAAGAGAUUUGUUGGCCAAUACAGAAAGAAAAGUACAAUCAAUUAAUUUAAUGAUAUAUGUUGGUAAUAGUGAAACAUUCACUCCUGCUCACAAAGAUGUGUGUGGAGCCCUUGGUCAUAACAUUAUGGUUUACGCUGAUAAUGAAAGAACUCAUGCAAUAUGGUGCAUUCUAAAGUAUGAAGAUUUGGAUUUGAUUAGAAAAUUUUGGCAACAAAACGGUGCAUUCUUAGAUGAUGACAAUUGCUUUUUGCCAAUACAUAUUUUAGCAAAAGCACCAUUUACAGUGUACUUGUACGAACAAAAAUGGGGUGAUCUCAUACUUCUUCCCCCAAGCUCUCCUCAUCAGGUAUUGAAUAUGGGAGGUAAAAGCAUCAAAGUAGCAUGGAAUACACUUUCAUGUCUAGCACUUCCAUAUUCUUAUGAGAUUCUAGAUGAAUACAGACGAUUUGGAAAAUCUCAAGUUUAUAGAAUCAAAGCUGUGACGUACUAUUCAAUGAUUAGCUAUACAAAAAAGGCACAAGCUUUUAAUUCAGAAAAUAUUAGUUUAGAAAAGGACCCUAAACGAUUUUUCAAUGAUUUUUUAAUUUUACUUCGAGUUUUUGAUGACAUUUUAUUCGAAGAAUCAAUAGAUUCCCCCUCUUUCAAAGAUACCAUUGCCAAAAAGCUUCCCGAACCUCGCAGCUCAAUGCACAGGAGAUAUUGUAACCAUUGUAAAGGGGAUAUCUUUAACAGAUGCUUCCAUGCUGAAGAAUUUGAAGAUGGUUAUGAUUUAUGUAUGGAUUGUGUGGCGGAAGGAAGAGGAUAUCUUUAUAAGGACUCUCUUCAACUUAUGGAACAUAUCACCUUUGAAGAACUAAAGGCCAACUUUAAAACAGCCAAAGAAGAAUUCCUUAGAUUUUCUCUCCUUUCAAAUAGGCCUACUGUAAACAAUAUGUCUGAUGUAGAGAAGUUGAUUCUUUGUAGUAGAGAUGCCAAUAACACUGUGUCAAUAUCUACAAUAGCAUGGAACAAUUUACAAAUGUUGAAAAGAGAUUCAUAUGCAGAGGUAUUUUGUCAUCAAUGUCAAACUCACAAGUCGGACUAUCUUUUUUCUGAAUGCUCUAAAUGUCAUUUGAAUUACUGCAAUCAAUGUUUAUGGGAUAGAUAUGCGCUCACUCUUUGUGGUUGUAAAAGAGUUUGUAAUUGGGUAUGCCCAAAAUGUAAUGAUGCCUGUAACUGCAAGAAUUGCUUACGAAGUAGAGAUGUAGACUGUUUGGAAUAUUCUACAAAUGUAUUAUCAAGACUUGAUGAUAUCAAGGAGAUUUUGCCUUUCUCUGUUGGUGAUGUGAAUGGUGCUAAAAUAGAUAACAAAUUAAGUAGUGUAAAUGAUUUUCAACCUAAACCAAUCAAACAAAUUCUUGAAUCUAAGCGAGCUAAGCACCUAUUAGAUAUAGCUGACUUUCCAAUAGAAACAAAUCUUGAAGAUAAGAAACAAAUUGCCCAACUAGGUGAAUAUUCCCAGAAAAAGAGAAAAUUAAUUAUAGUGAACAAGAACCCCAAGAGAACAAAAUUGAAAAUUAUUCAUAACAGAAAUCAAGAUCUUCAAGUAGGAGUUUGUUACACGUGUAAAAGAUCUAUUUCUACACAAAUUGUUUUUCAAUCCAAAGUUGAAAAAUUCAAGUUUUAUUGUGAUUUUUGCAUUAACAAAGAUUCCACCUUAGACAAAAGUAACUUGAUAGUGUUUGAGUAUUUAUGUGACAGCUGCAAAACAACAAUUAUUGGGGUAAGAUUCCAUCAUGAACCAACAAGCACGGAUUUAUGCCAGAGAUGUUAUGUUUCAAAUAGCUUCCCCAAUGCCCUCCAAGAAUAUGAGCAAACUUUUGGGUGUGGAGUUUCCAAAUCUUUUGAGAUUAAGGUACCAGAUUAUGCUGAUCUCAAACAAUAA
This is a messenger RNA of Naegleria gruberi, 2484 nucleotides long. RefSeq names its product jmjC domain-containing protein. Bases 1 to 2484 code for a protein of 827 amino acids. Gene Ontology annotation, molecular function: zinc ion binding. Lineage: Eukaryota; Heterolobosea; Eutetramitea; Acrasida; Naegleriidae. The transcript has a single exon. The record is from RefSeq and is a predicted model, not a curated record.